UAAUCUCAAAAUUAAUCAAAGAAACAAUGUCAAAUAAAUUUAACAAGAGUUUGUUAGUAACAUGUUUAUUAAUUUUCACUUUAGUCUGCUUACUAGACCAAGGUGAAGCCGAACAAUGUGGGUCACAAGUAGAUCACAAGUUUAAUUGCACACAAGGUUAUUGUUGUAGCAAUUAUGGUUGGUGUGGCAACACUGAGGCCUUUUGUGGUGAAGGACAUUGUCAAAGCCAAUGUCCCGAGCCUUCGCCUCCUACACUGCCUCCACCUCCACCACCACCCAUGCCACCUAGUCCUAUAACUGAUAUAUUUUCGGAGGACUUGUUUGAAGAAAUGCUUAAACAUCGAAAUGAUGUUCGAUGCAAGUCUAACGGGUUCUAUACUUACUAUGCUUUUAUUACUGCUGCUACUUCUUUUCCCGAGUUUUGUAAUACAGGGGACGUUGAUACUAGGAAGCGCGAACUUGCUGCUUUCUUUGGCCAGACUUCUCAAGAAACCAAUGGGGGAUGGCCAACAGCAGAGGAUGGACCAUAUGCAUGGGGAUAUUGCUUCAUCAAAGAAGAUACCACAACCGAUUAUUGUGUUCCUUCGACUGAAUGGCCUUGUGCUGCUGGCAAGAAGUACUAUGGUCGUGGGCCUAUUCAGCUUUCCUACAACUACAAUUACGGGCAAGCAGGACAGGGACUAGAACUACCACUUCUAACUGACCCAGAUGUUGUAGAAAAAGACGCGAUCAUAGCAUUCAAGACGGCUAUGUGGUUCUGGAUGACACCCCAGGCACCCAAGCCAUCUUGCCACAAAGUUAUAACCGGGCAAUGGGAACCAACUCAAUCGGACAUAGCUGCUGGUCGAGUGGCUGGUUACGGGUUAACCAUAAAUAUAAUUAAUGGUGGUCUCGAAUGUAACAUACCAGCACCCGAUACACGAGUUGAGAAUCGUAUUGGAUAUUACAAGCGUUACUGUGAUAUUCUUAAUGUUACUUAUGGUGACAACCUUGAUUGCUACAAUCAAAAACCUUUUAAUUGGGGGUAUUUUCUAUCUCGUGGAGGUGCAUUUUCGGCCUAGCUACAUCAUCGAUCGAUCUUUAAGUUGAUUAUGGUUUAGGAGUAUGUUGUAUUAGUACGUUCAAAAUCUAUAUGUACUAGAUACAAUCAUACAAAUCAUAUACAAUAUGGAGUAUAAUAAAGGAGAUAAGCUAAAAUACAGUCCCUGAACUAUGACAUUAGUUGUAUAUUUGGUCCCUCAUCUUUCAAAUGAGGCAAAUUAGUCCCUCUACCACCCUUGUCUCACCAUUUCUGGUGGAGGAACUUAUGAGUUAGCAAAGUUUGAGAAUGUGUACUGCCAACUAAGCAAAAGUUAAGGGACUUAUCCUAGUUAGCAUUUGUUUAGGGAUUACAAAUUAAUUUUUUUUUGUCAGCUACUAAUUAAUAUUUAUUAUGUACAAACUUUGAUUAAAAUGAAAGAAAA
Messenger RNA from Chenopodium quinoa (quinoa), 1463 nucleotides. RefSeq names its product endochitinase-like. The coding region runs from base 27 to 1061 and encodes 344 amino acids. The transcript is spliced from 3 exons. NCBI's taxonomy places the organism in Eukaryota, Viridiplantae, Streptophyta, Magnoliopsida, Caryophyllales, Amaranthaceae. Gene Ontology annotation, molecular function: chitinase activity; chitin binding. The record is from RefSeq and is a predicted model, not a curated record. Gene Ontology annotation, biological process: defense response to fungus; chitin catabolic process; carbohydrate metabolic process.